Tarenaya hassleriana is the source of this 2093-nucleotide messenger RNA. RefSeq names its product protein OBERON 2-like. Gene Ontology annotation, cellular component: nucleus. The record is from RefSeq and is a predicted model, not a curated record. The coding region runs from base 118 to 1845 and encodes 575 amino acids. The transcript is spliced from 3 exons. NCBI's taxonomy places the organism in Eukaryota, Viridiplantae, Streptophyta, Magnoliopsida, Brassicales, Cleomaceae.
AAAGGGAAUUGUGCAGUUUUUAUCGCUCGCUUUCCCUUUUGUUCAUUUCUCACUCGUCAUCAUCGAUCUUCCGCUUCAGCUUCCAACGUCUCUCGUUAUCUCUCUGUGCAUUAACUUAUGGGCACAUCAUCUGGGUCGAAUCAUCCGCACCAGAUGUUACCACCACGGCAUCAACUUCGGACAGGAGGGCUGCAAACAGCGCUUUCACUUGUACCUUCGGAUCCCCACUUCUCACACGAAGGCCAGGAGCCACGAUCAAAUUCUGAUGCCGUGCGUGAAUCUCCAGCCGAGAGUGCCAGCUCCCAGGAAACUUGGCCAACCGCAGAUGCUGUAAUGGCAAAGAAGGCAGUGAACGAAAAGACAGGGCCCAAUUCUCAUGAACAACCCGUGAUUCGUCACAUUUCUGGUGCAGAUAAGGUUUCAAUCCGAGACAUAGCUAGGGAGAGAGUAGACGUAAUCUCCGAGAAAAUGCAUCGGUUACCCGACGAGUAUCUUGAGGAGUUGAAGAAUGGUCUUAAAGCUAUCCUCGAGGGGAACGGGGCUCAGCAAGUAGACGAGUUUAUGUUUCUGCAGAAGUUUGUCCAGAGCAGAUCUGAUCUGACUCCUAUGACGCUAACUAGGGCUCAUCGGGUGCAGCUGGAAAUCCUUGUCGCGAUUAAUACCGGAAUACAGGCAUUCUUGCACCCAAACAUCAGUCUGUCCCAAACAUCUCUGAUCGAGAUCUUCGUAUACAAAAGAUGCAGGAACAUUGCGUGCCAGAAUCAGCUCCCGGCGGACGACUGCACCUGCGAGAUUUGCACGAACAGGAAAGGUUUCUGUAACCUUUGCAUGUGCAUAAUCUGUAACAAGUUUGAUUUUGCUGUCAACCCCUGCCGUUGGAUCGGCUGCGACCUCUGUUCCCACUGGACUCAUACGGAUUGCGCCACUCGAGAGGGACAGAUUUCGAUGGGAUCUUCUGCUAAAAAUCCAUCGGGUCCAGGUGAAAUGCUGUUCAGAUGUCGAGCAUGCAAUCAUACGUCUGAGCUGCUGGGCUGGGUGAAAGAUGUGUUUCAGCACUGUGCACCAAACUGGGACCGGGAAUCUCUGAUGAAAGAACUCGAUUUCGUGAGUAGGAUUUUCCGUGGAAGCGAAGAUCCGAGAGGAAGGACACUGUUCUGGAAAUGCGAGGAACUCAUCGACAAGAUAAAGGGUGGAUUGGCAGAGGCAACAGCAGCCAAAUUGAUAUUAAUGUUUUUCCAAGAAAUCGAAUUGGACUCACCGAAGAGCUUUGAAAACGGAGAGGGUGGACGGAUAAUUGCGCCUCAAGAUGCAUGUAACCGAAUCGCGGAAGUUGUACAAGAGACUCUAAGGAAAAUGGAAAUGGUGGCGGAGGAGAAAAUGCGGAUGUUCAAGAAGGCAAGGUUAGCCCUCGAGGCAUGCGACAGAGAGCUCGAAGAGAAGGCUAAGGAAGUGGCGGAACUGAAGGUGGAGAGACAGAAGAAGAAGCUGCAGAUAGAAGAGCUCGAGAGGAUAGUGAGACUGAAACAAGCAGAGGCAGACAUGUUCCAGCUUAAAGCCAACGAGGCGAAACGAGAAUCCGAGAGGCUGCAGAGGAUUGCUAUGGCCAAGAUGGAUAAAUCCGAGGAAGAAUACGCGAGCAAUUACCUCAAACUCCGGUUGAGCGAGGCCGAGGCAGAGAAACAGUAUCUUUUCGAGAAGAUUAAACUGCAGGAAAGUUCUCGGGGGGCUGACCCAUCGCAGGUAUUGAUGUACUCGAAAAUCCGCGAUCUUCUUCAAGGGUACAAUCUGUCGCCGAAGGUCGAUACUCAAUCAAACGAUCGCCAUCCUUUCAGAUCGAAUCAGUGAUGGAUGCUUCUUCCACACUGAGGUAUGUUGUGAUAUUUGUCGGAUCAAAUCUGGUAAGCCUUGUACUUCUCUGUGUUUUUGUCGGGUUCCUGCUGUUAACUUAAAUAGAUGAUGAUGAUGUAGUUGUCUUUAGUUAUAUGCAUGCGUAUGUAUAAUGUAAUCUUCCGUGUCUGUUUCCUUGCAACUAUUUAUACAUUGCUUCGCUUUGUCUCCUCCCCAUGAACUGCAGGUUCCGUGUUUCAUGUUCA